GAGUCACAACAAUAUUGACAUCUUUCUCCAACAGUCUCAAGCACCAGCGAAAGGAACACACUUCAGAGCUAGGAUUCUUGAGAAGCCCAGACUGAACGCUUGUGAGCUGAGAUGAAGUGCCUGGUGUGUGUUCUGGUCAUCAACCUGUUGCUGACCUCCUUUCCGGUUUCUGUCUUGUCCCAGUCUUUGAGAAGUGGGGAAUUGGGAAUCAAGCUGUGCGGUCGCGAAUUCAUCCGAGCCGUCAUUUAUACCUGUGGGGGUUCCCGAUGGAAGAGGCUUCUCGAUAACCAAAACGAUCCCUUCCAGACCUCAGCUGAUAAAGAUUACUUCAAGGAGAUGGACAGCAUGAGUAAUCUUCAAAGAUUUUUUGGCAGUGACAGAAACCAGGAAACUGAGCCAUCUUUCGGUAAUGAAGUGUUUGACCAGUACUACAACCAGUAUGAUCAGAUACCAGGGGAUUUCAUGGAGUACAUCCACCAAAUUGAUGGAGGCAGCAAUAAAGACCAAGCUGUUGCCUUAACAGCGGUGCAGCAUCUACCCUGGGCCAGAUCCCUCAGGAAGAAAAGGGAAGGACCACCAGGAAUGUCAAAGAAAUGCUGCAGUUAUGGUUGCACUAAAAAAGAUAUCAGCAUUCUCUGCUGA
Rhincodon typus (whale shark) is the source of this 642-nucleotide messenger RNA. RefSeq names its product relaxin-3-like. Gene Ontology annotation, cellular component: extracellular region. Lineage: Eukaryota; Metazoa; Chordata; Chondrichthyes; Orectolobiformes; Rhincodontidae. The record is from RefSeq and is a predicted model, not a curated record. Bases 112 to 642 code for a protein of 176 amino acids. The transcript is spliced from 2 exons. Gene Ontology annotation, molecular function: hormone activity.